Molecule: messenger RNA, 4230 nt
Organism: Hyalella azteca
Lineage: Eukaryota; Metazoa; Arthropoda; Malacostraca; Amphipoda; Hyalellidae
Product: protein eyes shut
Exons: 7
Coding region: 461-3058 (865 amino acids)
Source: RefSeq, a predicted model, not a curated record
UUUAAAGACACAUACAUAUUUAAAACUUCUGAGUAUCACGUUAUAAGCAUGAAUUGGUUAUUAAGGUAAAAUUUAAUACACUUUUGUCCUUGUGAAGACCGUAAGUGGUAAAAAUCCGUGUAAAAGCUUGACAAAAACGUACGAAAAUAUUCGUGCAUUUUGCGAACGAAGCCAGUGUACCUGUUUUAUUCAAGUGACUCAAGUUAACAAGAGUAUUAGUGAGUGAAGAAAAUACGGCUGCUCCUUUAUUCUGAACUUCCAUCGUUACUGGUUCAAGAGCUGCUUCAACGCCUGCCUCUGACCCUGAGCAGUGAAAGUUAAACUUUAAACCUCGGCUGUGAGGAGGCAGCCAGCCUCAUCUUGUCUUGCUAGGCCUACCUUCACCCCCCGCACCCCAGGGUCUACACUUCCUCACCCUCACCCCCAAGGGGGACUUCUCAGCAGCCGCCCAUACAGAAUUAUGGCCAAGAGAGCUGAGUUGAGAGCCUCGCUAAUACUGCUGCUGUUGAGCAGCUGUUGUUCAUCGUCUGCGACUCCUCAGGAGAGCGUGAUCACGGAAGAGUCGAGCACUGCGUCAGUGCGCGGCAGCUGCGGUGCCUCGUCCAGCAGCCACGGCGUGUGUGGCCCCGACGGUAAGCUGAGAUGCCGCGCGGGCUGGACAGGCAGGCUGUGCGACCAGCCCGUGUGCAGCGCCAACUGCCACAAGCAGCACGGCUUCUGCACCAAGCCUGGCGAAUGCAUCUGCCAAAUGGGCUGGCGAGGCGAAAACUGCGACGAGUGCAUCCCGCUGCCGGGCUGCGAGCACGGCUCGUGUAACGGCACGAGCUUCACCUGCUCCUGCCACGACGGCUGGACGGGCCCGCACUGCUCGCAAGCUGUGUGCCGCGCGGGAUGCCACGCGACCCGCGGCUACUGCGACAGCCCUGGCGAGUGCAAGUGUCGCAUCGGGUGGGGCGGCGCCACGUGCGACGAGUGCGCCGUCGUGCCAGGCUGCCAGAACGGCUACUGCCAGAAGCCUCUCGAGUGUCGCUGCAAACCGGGCUGGACUGGCAACCUCUGUCAGACACCUGUGUGUGCAGAAGGAUGUCACCCCGAGCAUGGCACCUGCAGUAAACCUGGGGAAUGCCGAUGCGAGGUGGGCUGGUACGGUCCGCAGUGCAGCACCUGCCAUCCUUACCCAGGCUGCAAAAACGGCCACUGCAGCAGACCGUGGGAGUGCAUCUGCGACUCUGGGUGGACCGGCAUGACUUGUGACAAACGAAUCGAACGAAUUGCCGGCUACUGCGAUACAAACACUAACGUUUGCCUGAACGGCGGGACUUGCAUUGACGUGCUGGGGCCUCGGAACUUCACAUGCUCGUGUCCGUCACUAUUCACAGGCAUGCGUUGCGACUAUCUUGCUGACAGAAGACCUAGACCGAGCGCUUCUUUCAAAACUUCGGUAACUCCUAGUGCUAAAAAAUUCCAGUCUACACAAACUUCUACAUCUGCAACUACAACUACCACAUCUACGACCACACCUAAGUCGACCACUGCCAGAAAAAUCAAAUCCACAACGACAAAGCCCAGUUCGACUACUACGCGUCCUGAAGAAGACGUCGACGAAGAUGACUAUGAUCCUGUGGUAGACGAGUACGAUGAAGCUCCUAGAGGACAACAUUCACGCAUACAUUCUGUAACUGCAUCACCUAACAAACUCAAGCAACUGAGAGAGCAACAGGAAUUGGAUGCUAAAAACGCACGACGAAUCUUUCUGCAAAAACAAGCGACCAUAACUUUUCGACAACCCAAGAUCGUACCAACGGUUCGAACCCGCUCACGGCCUCUUAAAUUACCUUUCACCAUCAUUGACAGGAAGCAUUUGUCACUUCCAGUCUUUCUGCCGCGAGUUAGUGAUGUAAUUAGGAAAAAUGAUACACUUUCGGAAAAUGCAAAUCAAAACGGUACUAUCUUUGAAGAAGAUGCUAAUACGUCAGACUUAACUCAGCCAACAAAUUCAACAACUGUCCUCGAUCGGCCAGGAAAAGGCAGCAGAGACGAUACCUCUUCCAGCUCUCGAACGGAAAUGCUUCUCAAGAAUGAAACUUCUUCCUUGCUCACUAAUUCUAUUGAGAAUCCAGUUAACACUACAACAACAUCUUCGCCGCCCGUCAGCGAUACUUCUACUUCUUCAACAACGUUCGCAACCGCCUUACCUUCAUCAAAUCUUGUUAUCAGCCCCGUAAAACUAGAGAGAAUUGAAAGCACAGUAUCGGUGAAAGAGAAUUCCGAUUCAAUUCAAGACUCGCCAUUACCUUGGAAACAAGAGCCACACAAAGACUCUCUCAAAGGAGAACAGACUAUAAAAGAUUUACUCGAAAAUUACGAGAAACCACAACCAGUUUUGGUUGUUGACUACGAUGACCCGGUGAACGAAGAACUUAAUGGCAUUCAAAAUUCAGAUGAUAAUCAAAUUGACGGAGGUCUCAGUUUCUUGAAUGAGAAUAGAAGGUUUUUGGGACCAGAAAGCUUGAACUUAACACCAGAAAACUCACAGGAAUCCACAUCAAAUGGCCCUUCACGUCCCAUGUUUCUAGUGGCUGUGCGACCAAUCCCACAUCCAGAUGGAUCUGUCAGGCCUAUUGGAGCAGGCGGGAAUCCCCUUAUAAACUUCUCACACGGCAACUUCCCAUCGGCAACUUUCCUUGGAGAGUCUCAAAAUGGAAAAUUCUUACCGCACGGCCGAUCGGUUGGUUCAGGCAGAGGUCCCAUACAAUUUUCAUCGCCCUCAUUCAGUGUCUCUAAUCCUGCCACAUUCAACUUGAGACACUUCGCUCCUCAGACUCGGCUCAGCAGGAGGAUAGGUCAUGCUUCAUCCACCGCUCCCAUUACCCAGCGCUACUCAACGGAAAAUGGAAGAGUCGCGACUACUCACAGUUCAUCUCCGUCGUCCGAAGCGAAAAAUAUACACUUCUACCAAGAACACUCCGACGGGAGCGUCCACAUCGGAGUGAACAGGCACACGCCUCAGGAAGAGAUAAUAAAUGCAUUCAUUGAAAUAAAAAAAGCCCGGCCAUGAUUACGUAAGUUGCUGUUAAGUUCUACCCUUAAGCCAGCCAUUAUUUUGAGGAAUAGUUGCUCCGUUGCCAGUAUUUUCUAUUGUACAAUUGGUUUUAUUGGUGUUGAUUACUUCAGAUUUUAUCGAGAUAUUCUCUGUCACAGAGUGGCUUUGUCGUUAAGAUGGUGCCGAGUGUACAGCUUUGUUAUUAUCAUGUUAUGCUGUUAAAGUUUUCGCCUACCUAGGGUGAUUUCGCCUACCAACCUGUGACCUUGCUCAUGUAUGAGCACACUUGCGAACAUUUAUCCUACAAAAGAUUGGGAUUGAAAAAAAUUUAAUCAUUUUCAUACUUGAAUUAUACAAAUAAUUCUUUUUAUGAUAGAAAUAAGCUGAUAGGAGUAUUUAAUUUUUUUUAUAGGAGGCCCAUACCCUUGUUGUUAGUUUCAAGAUCAAAUUUUACGGUGUUCGGCUGUUAUUUUUUCUCUCGAGAUGCUCGUUUCGACAGGAUCAGCAGACUAUUAUGCAGUCUGUUAUUCAAGGCGUAGUUUCUUCCAUUCCCUCAUUUAAUCAUUCAUUUUCCUGCCUGCAAUACUUGAGAAGGUAGGGCCUAGCAAUUGGGUGACUCAACGGUGCUCACAUUUGCCCCGUCUUUACCAUAUAAUAUUCUUCGCCGUGAUCCUUGGGAUCGUCCUACUCCUACGACAUGUAUACCAAAGUUUGAGAUGCUCUCUCGGUAUUUCUGUAAGUGUAUGUGAUGGCUGCGUGAGUGUUUAACGACAACUUCUGUUAGGUCAGUGAACUUCAUAGAAAAAAUUAGAGCCAUUGAAACUUCUGAAUGCUUCUGACAAAUGUCUCUGACAAUCGAGUAAUUGACCGUUAUGUUUGAGCCGUGAUUCCGCGAGUGCAUGCGUGUAAAUAAUAUUUUAUAAGAGUUAAAAGCUAAUGUAAAACAUACUUCCUCGUUUUAAUUGGCUCAAUUAAACUGCAUUUCUUUAUAAUUUGUGUAUUACAAUUGAAUCAUUCAACUCAGCACACACUAUUUGUGGCCCCUAGAAACUUUCGACAUUAACUAAGAAGAAAUCGUUCACUUGGGUUCCGUAUAAAUAAUUUGUAAAAUUCGUGUGUCCUCCUUAAAUUUGUACAAAUGUACAUACCAGAAGCUGUUCAGCAAAUAUUCGUGAGGAGAAUACAUU